GGAAAUUCUGCCAUGAAGCAAACACCAUGCUGCUGACUCGUCCUAUGACUCCAAUACAAUACAAGACACAUUUAUCAGAAGGAUGGAUGCAGCUGAUGACGUGGAUGAAGACGAACUUCUGGACUACAACGUGCAGAUGAGCAUUCAGGAGUCGUGUCAGAAAGAACAUCUCUCAGGAUCAGAGAGGAGUGAAGCUCUGAAGCUUGUUGAAGCCAUCAAACAAGGUGACAUGUUGGCACUACAGGAGCUCUGUGAUUUCCCAGCAGCCUUCAGUCGGGUGGAUGAGUGUGGCUGGUAUCCUCUGCACAGGGCGGUGGUCCAGCCUCUGGUCCUGGUCCUGGAGACUGUGCUGUACGCGUCUUUCAAUCUGACUCUGGAAGAAAAGACUUCGGAUGGUGAGACCUUCCUGACUUUAGCAGUGAAAGCUGGUUUGGUGGAAAAUGUAAAGAUGCUGCUGGAUCACGGAGCUUCUCCUCACACCACCAACAGCAAGAACGAAUCCGCUCUGCUUUUAGCAGUCAGAGCUGGAUCUUAUCAGAUGGUUUCCGGUCUAAUAGCUGGAGGAGCUCAGGUGGAGCAGGUGUGCCUGAAGAAGUGGACGGCCAUGCACGAGGCCUCCAGGGUUGGCUGUGCUCAUGUUGUGGAGCUGCUGUUACAGAACGGAGGUCAGGUUUCAGAGACAGACCAGCAUGGAGUGACUCCUCUGGGCAUCGCUGCGGAGUACAGCCACCCUGAAGUCCUGGAGCUCCUCAUCAAACACGGUGCUGAUGUAAACGCCCAGGCGCCAAAUGGCGACAGCGUUCUGUACGACGCUGCAGGUUCGGGAAAUCCAGACUGCAUCGACAUCUUGCUGCAGCAUGGAGCAAAUCCCAACAUCCACAACCUGAGCUUCCAGCUGCCAAUCCACCAUGCUGCUUACGAAGGACACUACCUAGCUUUGAGGAUUUUGAUCCCGAUCACCACUAGGCGGGCCCUGCGGCUGUCCGGCCACAGCCCUGUCCACUCUGCUGCUGAUGGAGGCCACGUCCACUGCCUGGAGCUCCUGCUGCAGAAAGGUUUUGAUGUGAACGCGCUGUUAGCCCCUCACAUUUCUGAAAAUUAUGGAGACAUGAGGAGAAGCCCGCUGUACUUUGCUGUCUCCAACGGGGAUGCAACCUGUACUGAGAUUCUGCUGAAGUCAGGAGCCAAACCUGACCUGGACCCGCUGUGCUGCCUCCUUGUAGCGGUCAGGUCAGGGCGCUAUGAGAUCGUGAAGCUGCUGCUGGCGGCCAAGGCAGACGUUAACUGUUACUUCACGGUGCUGAACAACACGGUAUUCCCCACAGCGCUGCAGUACUGCCUGAGGGACGAGGUGAUGAUGAGGCUGCUGCUCAACAACGGCUACGAUGCCGGGAAGUGUUUCUGUUGUAACCAUGACGACGACUGGGAGGACCUGAGCGAGUCUGAUUACUCACAAAAUCAGGAGGAAAAAGUUGCUUUUUGCGAUUUCAUCAGCGUCUCCUGGCUGGUGAACCUGGUGGGCCGAGUCGUGUCGAUCCUCCUUGAAUAUGUGGGUCAGGUUUGUCUUUGCAGCAAGCUGACAAAGAUCCUGGAGAACCAGAAGGAGUGGCCUCACAUUCACAGGACCAUGCGUAACCCUCGCUCUCUGUCGCACCUGAGCAGAGUGGUGAUCAGGAAACACCUGAGCUGCAGCGGUCUGAUGUCCGUCCAGCUUCCCAAUAGGCUGAAGGACUACCUGCUGUUCAAAGAGAACGACCUGUACGCCAAAAUCAUCUGCAGGGAGGACUGAAGGGACGACGAUUUCUAUCUUAUAUUGAGUCUUAAAUGUCAGUGAUGACUCUUCUUGUUUUUUGUUUGUUUCCUUUUGUGUUUUAUCUAACAGGGCCUGUACUUCUCAAACUGCUACAAAUUACACUUGAGAAAGCCCCAAGGAGCCAACAUAGGAGACACCUUUAAGAGCAACUUUCAAGUGAUCACAUGAUUGAUCACAUGUAAGCAGGAAUAGCCAAAUAGGGGCAAGGACCGUGUCCUAAAUCCAUUCAGCAUACUAAUUCAAAGCAGGUUUUUAGUAUAGUGUGUUCACACUGGAAAAGUAACAAUGAAUUUUACUAAGACCAGUCAUACGGUUGAUACGUUUCUUUCUACUGCAACUCACAAAGGAAAUGGAGGCGCUUAUCACAGCUGGAAAAAAAAAAUCAUAAAUUAGGGAUGGCAGUGAAUAAGUUCAAAAGGAUAUUAGAAAACAAGAGUAUUAAAUCUUUAGAAAGACAUUUUGCUUUCUGUUUGUGAAGUUUAACUGUCAGUGACACUCCAAAGACACAAUUUAAUGUGUCUAAUGUCAAAUUUAUAGUAUAAAGUAUAUUGUUUUUUUUGGUAUACUGCUAAACAAUAUGACUAUUUGUAUGUAUAUACUGUUGACAAUUACUAUGUGUUGUAAUAGAAUGAAGGAUUUGCCCUGUUUUUCAUUCUUACAUUUUACUCUUUUUUUUUUCUACAAAAAAAUCUAAUUUUACAUAUCAAAAAAGUAAAUUUUAUUUGUGUGAAAUCUUUCAUAUCUUUAAUAGCAAGUAACACAAGAAAAGAACAAAAUUUAAUAUAUUUAAAAAGCAUAAAUAUAAAAGUAGACUAGGACUUUGUUUUGGAAAGUCGCUCUAGAACAGGAGCACCUUCAAUCUGAAAAGGGUGUGCACAAUCUUGCUUAGGCUUUGAGGUACGUUUUCUCUUGUUUGGUGGGUGUGUCAGAUAUGUUACCCAAUCAGCAGCCACGUGUACAUAACAACAGGGUGUUCAAGGCCCCAGCGUUUCUGUUUUUAAUACACGCUUUGUUACAUUUCGUAGUCAAACGCUCUACUUAUAUCUUUCACUCAAGUCCACAAUUUUAGCAGUUUGAUGAAUACAGGCCCAGAUCUGUACUGUGUGAACUCAAGUGUUGGAGAAAGUGUAAUCUUAGCUUAACUGUUUGUGGAAAUAUAACAGACCAGGUGUUGUUCAGACCACUACAUAACCAAAAGCAGGAAGGCCUCAUGAAAACUGUAAAUAAAAACAGGCAUCUACAUAAUGUCAGAGGAUCAAGUAGAAUCUGUCACUAAUUCAUUCCAGUUGCUUCCCCUCUGCUGUUGUUUUGAGUCAGUAAAACUUACUUGAGAUUAAAAGCCUCCCAGUGUUUCAUACUCCCUACUGUUCCUUGUUGACUGGGAGAAUUACCCACAAUGCAACUCAACAACCAACACUUUGUUUGGAGAUUUGCGCUUGAAAUGCUAGUUGUGGCUAAUGUAGCCUUAUCACAUAAAUGUUGAAAAUGUUUGAAUUGCAGUGCAGAGGAUCUGUUGUUACAGUGUGUGUGUGAGAAAAGAACUAGCCUAAAGCGGAGAUGAGGAGCAUGCCACAGAGGUCUGGUAAAUUCACUUCUUUCAAACUCCACACCAACAGAUUUGGUUUUUUGUUUUUUUUUAAACCGAUGCUGACUCGAGGGACAUCACUUGAGGGAAUUUAUCAGAUUUAGAUAAAAAAAAACAGCAAAGUAGUUUGUGAUUAGAAUUAAUCAGUGAAUAAAAACAGUAUUAGUGUUAAACAGAUAAGGUGUUUGUGUAGUGUGUAUGACAUCACUGAUACUGGUACUGAGUGCUGUGGAAAUGUACUUACAUGUAAUUAUACUGAAUUUGUAUCAACAGCUAAUUGAAAACAGGAGCAGAUCAGAAAACAGGGAGGGUUCUUACGAAAAAUAUGAUCAAAUAUACUUAUAAAACGGGUGAAAUUAGAAAAAGGCCAGUCUCUAAUAUAAGCCUGUUUCAAAUAAAGGUGGAGUGGAGGUAAAUAAAGGUCCCGGCUAUAAUUUAAGAAUAAUCAGUAUUGAGAAAUAAAUUUCUGCUGUCACAUUUCUAACAGUUGUGCUGCAUCUGUACUGUAUUUAAUUAAACUUGUGUUAUUGUGAUACAUUGCCUCUAAACUGACUAUAAUAUUUUGGGCCAAUCCGUGUGUGUGUUUGAUGUGGAAACAUUUAAGUUUGACGUGUUUGUUUCGUUACAUAAAAAGUCACUAAAAUUCAUACUCUGGGUACCAUGAAUGUCCGAACCAAAUCUUGUGAAAAUCUAAUAGCUGGUGAGAGAUUUCAGUCUGGAUCCAAGUGAUGGACUGACAAAAUGACUUUGUCUUGCCAGAGAGAAGUUGGGUUUUCCCCCAUCUCGUGGCCAUUAGAGGAACUGCAGCUGAACGACCUUCAGCCCUGAAAGUAACAAUUGUGCAGCACAACAAUACAAACUGACAGUAAACACAGUCAGGAGGUGUGAGCUGCUUCCUGUCUGUAACACACAGUGAAAGCAG
Micropterus salmoides (largemouth bass) is the source of this 4320-nucleotide messenger RNA. Its product is annotated as ankyrin repeat and SOCS box protein 15-like. Gene Ontology annotation, molecular function: protein binding. Gene Ontology annotation, biological process: intracellular signal transduction. NCBI's taxonomy places the organism in Eukaryota, Metazoa, Chordata, Actinopteri, Centrarchiformes, Centrarchidae. The record is from RefSeq and is a predicted model, not a curated record. Gene Ontology annotation, cellular component: cytoplasm. The transcript has 10 exons. The coding region runs from base 83 to 1789 and encodes 568 amino acids.